Molecule: messenger RNA, 1090 nt
Organism: Belonocnema kinseyi
Lineage: Eukaryota; Metazoa; Arthropoda; Insecta; Hymenoptera; Cynipidae
Exons: 4
Coding region: 64-894 (276 amino acids)
Source: RefSeq, a predicted model, not a curated record
UCAAAAUAUUACAGUGGUUUUUAUACCAUAUAGUGCAAAUUUUAAGAAGAACGCCAAUUCAGGAUGAAGUCUAUUAUUCCAACGACGUUAAGCUUUUUUUGGACGCAUGUUCUCAUGGUCCUUGUAUUCUUCCGACAAGCGGAAUGUGGAUGUACCAGUUAUGAUGUUCUACCUCACAUACUCCCUACUUAUUGUUGUUACGAUCUUGAAGAAGCUGUUUAUGACGUGUGUGGGGAGGAUAACUAUUAUGUAGACUGGUAUUCUAGUGUCGCCCAAGAUUGUUGCACUAUAGGUUGCUCAGAUUGGACACUUGCACUGUUUUGCAUCGAUCCUAUUGUACUUCCACCACUCCCUCGUUAUUGCUGUUUCGAUUUUGAAAUAGUUGUUGCUCAGGUGUGUGGGGAAGAUAACUAUGAGAUAGACCCAUAUUCUGCUCCCGUCAGAGAAUGCUGCAACCAAGGUUGCAAUGAUUGGGCACUUACACAGUUCUGCCUCUCUCCUGUUGUUUACCCUGAACCAAUACUCCCUACUUAUUGCUGUGAUGAUCUUGAAGAAAAAGUUAUUGAAGUGUGCGGGCAAGAUAAUUACUAUCUUAUUGACGCUUAUUCUGCUGAGGCCCAAUAUUGCUGCUACAUAGGUUGCGACGAUGACGAGCUUUCACAGUUCUGCAUUUACGCUGACGAUAUGUUCGAUCCUGCAAGUACCACAAGCCUUACGUCUACAAGUAGUGAAAACUAUAUGGAAGAAACCGACCCAAGCCUUAUGAGUGCAGACAGUGAAGAACUUAUGGAAACAACCGACCAAAGUCCUACCAAAACAACCACCUCAAGCCUUCUUAGUACAGAGAGUGCAAACACUUUGAAAACAACCGAACCAACCCCUACGACUCCCUAAGCGACUCUCUUCCAAGGAUAAAACUGGCGAGACAAGGCACGAUCUCAGAAAUGAAAUUGAUACCCGGUGAACACAGAUCGAAAAAUUAUAGUUUAAAAAACGAAUGUAUUUUUCUGAAUAGCAUAAAGUAAAUCACACAUGUACAAUUUACGUUUUGAACUGUAUCUAAAAUAAAAAUAUUUGAAAUAUCUCGAUA